Messenger RNA from Penaeus vannamei (Pacific white shrimp), 2016 nucleotides. RefSeq lists its product as uncharacterized. NCBI's taxonomy places the organism in Eukaryota, Metazoa, Arthropoda, Malacostraca, Decapoda, Penaeidae. The record is from RefSeq and is a predicted model, not a curated record.
UGUGAUUGAUAAUCCUCUGUGAAAUCUGUACUGUAUUUAGGGUUCUCCGCUGUUGAAUUCCACGUGGAUUAGUUAACAAAAGGAUUUUAAAUGUUGCUGAAUGCAGACGACAUCGAUUCUCUCCAAGAACGACCUUAUUGUGUCUCAAAGCCGACUUGAAGGAUGUGAUCUGGCAUUAGUGAAAACAUCCCAGGGACUGUACCUAAAUUGGCAGCCGCAUGGAAGUGAAGGGAAAGCAAGUGGCUCAACAGGUGCUUUCUUAACUUAUGGCAAGACAUGUGGAAAGAUAUACCCUGUCAGAUUAAAUGCUAAAGUGGAGAAAGCAGUAUUUGGUGAUAGUGACAACAGCACUAGUGCACAGAGAGGACCUAAACAUGCUUUGGUUAUGUGUAACACGGGACUCAUUGUCGGUAUCAAAGCAAGAGAGCCUGGUGCGGUUUUCUCCUUGUGCCAUAUAGCAGAGCCACCAGUAUGGUGUGGUACUCUGAAGGCUGGUGAUACUAUGCUACUUGUUAUAGUUGGCAAAAGUGGAACAGUCUACAUUGGUCAGGCAGGUGGGUCAUCAAGAAUUUCAUGGUUCACCAAAUCCCUCACGAAUAUGGUGCUGAGCUGCUGCGCCCUCGAUGAUGCACUUGCUUUCUGUGACGGAUUUAGCUGUUGGAUAUGCCAUCUCUCUCUUGAUUCAAGACAGUUUCCAGAAGUUAGACCUCAUAGACUACCAUAUGUUGGCAUCAUUAAAAUUUCAGAAAUGGAUAAGGACACCGUGGAGUUGGCAACGUGUGAUGGACGAAAAUAUAAUGUCGCUUGGAGUUCAUUGGUUUCCAAGAGCAAAUGUGAAGAAGGAAAAAACGAUACUAAAUCGAAAAAUGACAGUGCCCCCUCAACUAUCAAGGAAACCAUGAUGGGGAUCAAGAAAUGUUCUGAGAGAAUGGAAGUGGAAGGCCAACAUAUUCACAGUCUAAAUCUCUAUAUAAAACAAUUAAAUAUAUUAUCAUCCCUUUUAACUGAUUCAAAAGAAUUUAUGUUUUCAGCAAGUGUUAGAGUUGAGCAACAAACUAUAGGGCAGGUAGUAUCUUACAGUGCUUUGAUUGAAUUUACAAACAAGAAAGUGGGAUUCGAAUUGGAAGGUAAAUGGUGGGCACUGUGUAUCUCUGUUCCGACACGCAAUGGAAGGCACUAUGAAUUAGUCAGACUUGAUAGUCACUCUUUCAUACCAAGCUGUAUUGUUACAGUUCCUUUGCGUGAAGUGGAUUGGAAUCAAAAUGCUAGGACUGUUACAAUGGAGUGUUACCUUGUAUUUGACCAUUUUGAUAUGUCUCAUCCUUUGUGUCAAGUACCAGUCUGUGUAGCAGAGGUUGAUAUACUACAUUUCCUUACUGCUCAUCGGGUUUUGAAUAAAGGAAUCUUGGCCUCCCCAGGCUUUGCUGAAUCUAUUGAGAAGUUGUCAAAAAGUAGACAAAAUACUCAAGCUGAAAAAAUGCAAAGCAAAGUGUCUUCUCUGCCUUGUAAAGUGUCCACUUCAUUUACCUCUGAUGAAAGAAAUGUUUCUCUAAUCAAGAACAUAUUCAGCACACUUGGUUGUGCAAUUUCCCUUAGUCCUAAAACAGAGCAAGUGAGGCUUUGGUACCAUGAAAUACCACUUGAUAUAUACCUGAGUCAGCAAAGUGGUAAGAUAUUAUUAACUUUUGAGGGAACAAAGGCUUCUCUGGUUUUAUCUGCAAAAUUAGCAGUAGAGGGCAGAAUAGUAAAGCAAAGACCUUCUUAUAGUAAAUUAAGUUUACCACCAACAGUUCUUAGACAGGCUAGACAGUCGCACAGGAUUUUGCAGUUUGAGUCCUCUAAGGCUGUUACCCCUACAGCUGUCAUUCAUCUGCAUCAUAUUACAACAAAUUUAAUGUCACUGCUACCAUUAUAGUGGAUAAAAAAUAUUACCCAAAUGAUAUUCUGAACUCUUGUUAAUUAUGUACCAAAAGAUACACUUUUAAAAGCAAUUUAAAUUUCUAUGAAUAAAGUUUU